AAAAAUAUGAAAGUUGGAACUGAACAGAGGCCUUACAAAUGUGAAAUUUGUUUAAAACAGUUUAUUACAACAAGUCAGUUGAAAAGACAUUUGAGAAUGCACACUGAAGACAAACCUUACAAGUGUGAAAUUUGUUUUAAACAAUUUUCUCAACUAGAACAUGUGAAAACACAUAUACGAUCACACACUGGAGAAAAACCAUACAAGUGUCAAACUUGUUUAAAGCAGUUUAUUCAAGCAAGUAAUUUAAAAAAACAUUUAAGACUACACACUGGUGAAGUGUGACGUUUGCCUUAAGCAAUUUGCUGAUAAAAGUAAUUUAAAAUCACAUUCUAGAGUGCACACUGAAGAAAAACCGUACACGUGUAAAACUUGUUUGAAGCAGUUUAUGACUGCAAGUAAUUUUAAAAUACACUCGAGAGGGCACACUGGAGAAAAACCGUACAAAUGUGAAACAUGCUUAAGACAGUUUGCUGAUGGUAGUAGUUUGAAAAUACACUUAAGAGUGCACACUGGCGAAAACCCGUACAAGUGUGAAAUUUGUUUUAAACAAUUUACUAGAACAAGUGAUUUGAAAGUACACUUGAGAGUGCACACUGGAGAAAAGCCGUACAAGUGUGAAACUUGUUUAAGACAAUUUGCUGAUGGUAGGAGUUUAAAAAGACAUUUGAGAGUACACACUGUAGAAACAUCGUACACCUGUAAGACUUGUUUAAAGCAGUUUAAGUGUGCAAGUAAUCUAAAAAUACACUUGAGAGUGCACACUGGAGAAAAACUAUACAAUUGUGAAAUUUGUUUGGCACAAUUUGUUAAUUCUGGUAGUGUAAAAAAACAUUUGAGAGUGCACACUGGAGAAAAACCGUUACAAGUGUGAAACCCUAAAAAAAUAAUUUCAAUGUAAAACGAAACCAAGAGACGUCUUAUAUUUCAGUUCGUUUAGAGAGCGCCAUGGACACCCUUACGGCCAGUUUCACAAUGGGUGGUCAACCCUAGCAGUCAACUGACCUUUACCCAUACUCUAACUCAGGCGUCACCAAAUGGCGGACCACGGUCCGCAUCCCGACCGUAGCGUUGUUUUGUGCGGAACGUCAUUAAAUUCAGAAUAUAGUGUUUGGGCAUUUUGAAAAUAUUUGGUAAUGAAAUUGUGUAGGUACUAUGUUAGGCUCAACCGUGUGCUAAGCCGCUUUUUCAAGAAUGAACUUUCUUAAAAAUCGGUACAGAUCUCAGCUAACAGAUGAACAUCUCAACUCUCUAGUGAGAGUCAGGUUGUACUAGCACUAACCUCACUCCAAACGUCAGACAGGCUGUACAAAAUAAAAAAUGUCAU
Diabrotica virgifera virgifera (western corn rootworm) is the source of this 1327-nucleotide messenger RNA. Its product is annotated as zinc finger protein 722-like. The record is from RefSeq and is a predicted model, not a curated record. The transcript has a single exon. NCBI's taxonomy places the organism in Eukaryota, Metazoa, Arthropoda, Insecta, Coleoptera, Chrysomelidae. Bases 389 to 874 code for a protein of 161 amino acids. Gene Ontology annotation, cellular component: nucleus.